AUGACCGUCACCAGUCCCCUGUAUGCUUUGACCCAUCGAUUGGGCCAAAUGGCCCAGCAAGAGGCCUCGGACCCUUCUCCACAGUCCCACUUUGAAUUGCUGCAGAUGAUCGACCAGCUUAAGUUGGCCGUAGAAACGCCGACAGAGACAGUGCUGCGGCUGAUCUACCAGCCUCCUCAGAAUGCAGCCCUGCGUACUGUCAUUGACUUGGGCAUCUUUCAGCUGUUGCUGGAGAAGCCACACAAGGACGGGGUUUCCGCCACGCAACUGGCUGCAUAUACGGGGGCAGAUGAAGAUUUGAUCGUUCGUUUGAUGCGCGUCAUGGCUUCUCUCGGGCUCUGCUCGAUGCCUGCGCCCGAGAUGUAUCAUGCCAAUGACAAGACCGUGGCGCUCACUCAACCCAUCGGUCGUGAUGGGGUUCCUUGCAUAUACGAUCUCACGGUUCCAACCUUGAGUAAGUUGCCAGAGUAUCUCCGCACGCAUGACUACCUCAACCCAGAGGAAUAUGCUCGUUCCCCUAUGCAAUGGGCGGUUGGGCAGAGCCAGUUUGAGUGGCUUGCAAGCAACAAAAAACACCAGGCUCUCUUCAACUCAUACAUGGCCAGCCGUCGUGAGGGCCGGCCCGUGUGGUAUGAUUUCUAUCCCGUCGAGAGACUGCUCGGUCAAGGUACCCCGUGUACGGACUCGGUCUUCUUGGUAGAUAUCGGGGGCAACCAUGGCCACGAUCUCAAGCGAUUCAGACAGAAAUACAGCCAUCUUCCCGGCAAGGUCGUCUUACAAGACCUGCCUAAAGUCGUGGAAGGAGUCUCGGGGCACGAGGGCAUCGAAGUCAUGGGAUAUAGUUUCCUGGACCCCCAGCCCGUCCAAGGCGCGCGAGCAUACUACUUCCGGGCUAUUUUCCACGACUGGCCCGACCACAUUUGCCAGAAAAUCCUGCGCAACACGAUGUCUGCCAUGGCCCCAAACCAUUCCCGAAUUCUCAUUGCGUCCUUGGAUAUCCAAAUGAUGAGCAUUGGGGCGGGUGUGGAACGAUCCGAGCGCCAGUGGAGAGAUCUCCUCCAUAGCGUAGGGUUGGAAGUCACUGGCAUCUGGAGUCCGAGUCCAGGCAUGGAGUCGGUCAUCGAAGCAGUUCCCAAAGCCGCAUAG
Messenger RNA from Penicillium alfredii, 1146 nucleotides. RefSeq lists its product as uncharacterized. The transcript is spliced from 5 exons. Bases 1 to 1146 code for a protein of 381 amino acids. The record is from RefSeq and is a predicted model, not a curated record. Gene Ontology annotation, molecular function: O-methyltransferase activity. Lineage: Eukaryota; Fungi; Ascomycota; Eurotiomycetes; Eurotiales; Aspergillaceae.